Schistosoma mattheei is the source of this 2610-nucleotide messenger RNA. The record is from the annotation of a GenBank genome assembly. Lineage: Eukaryota; Metazoa; Platyhelminthes; Trematoda; Strigeidida; Schistosomatidae.
AUGGAAUUUAGCAUCGACGAAACUUCUGAUAUUGAUAAUAUUACACAAGUAUACUAUGUCAAUAAUUUGAUCCCACCAUUAAGUCCUACAUUAAAUCCUUUAAAUUCCAAUAUUAUUUCAAUGUCACAAAUACCUGGUCGUGUUUCAAUUCAUAAAAAUAUGAAUUAUGAAUCUAAUGUAAUUGUCAUGAAUGAAUACAAAGAGGAUCAUAGUGAUUAUUGUUACGAUAAUAUUUUAAAAAAGGAAUGUGAACAAUUAUCUCCCAAACAAUCAAUUAAACCUGAAGAUAAGUGUGACACUUCAGAGUUAUCACCAAUGUUCUCUAAUACCCUUUCCAAAUCUUCAUCAUAUAUGACUAAUAUUCAUUCUAAUCCAUUACUAUCAAUGAUUGGGAAUAAUUUAUGCUCAGAUUUAUGUUUAAUAUUGGAUGAAGGUGAUAUAAUUCCAGCGCAUAAAUUUAUAUUUGCAGCUUGGAAUUUAACUAUUGAUUAUUCACAGUGUGAUAUCAUUGAAAUUCAUAAUGUAUCCAAAGGUGAACUUAUUAAUCUUUUACAAAUAUUAUACAGUGGAGAUCGAUCAAGACUUACGAUUGAAUAUAUUAAUCAUGCAUCAGAAGCAUUACAAAACGUUAUCAGAAAAAUUCUAGAAUUAUUCACUGAUACAUCAAUAGAUCUCAAGCUUGGUAAUGAAAUAAAUCUUCCAAACUUUUCAACAUUUAAGGAAUGGCUGGGUCUGAAUAGUGUAAAAUCUGAACUCAACAUUGUUAAAACGGAAGAUUGUUGCCUCAUACAUUCAACUGAUUUAUCAACAGAUUACAAAACGGUUAAUGAUUAUUCUCAUCCUACUCCUUCUGUUAUUUCAAUACAAACAUCAUCAACAUCAAAUGAAACAGCACAAAUUGAUAACUCUUCAUUACAAAUAAAUCAUAAUCUUAAUCCUAUUACAACUACUGAUUACAACUAUACAAAUUCUACAUCUAGCUUUGUUGAUUCUACUAUUCUCCCAAUUACAACUCAAUCAUCGUUAUCAUCAUUAAUAUCAGUUAAUACUCCUAUGAUUCCAUCAAAGUUAUACACCUCUAAUCCAGCUCAAUUUAGUCGUGAUUUAUUUUUAUUCUCUGAUAAUGAUGAUGACAGUAUCAAUGAGAAUAUCGAUAAUAUUGAUAUAGAAACCUAUCAUCAUUCUAAUCAAGUAGAAUCUUUACAAUCUGUUGAUGAUCGUAACCUUCAUGGUACAUUUAAAACAAUUAGUAAGCUUACAACAGAACCAGAAACAACGGAUAAUAAUUCAUCAUUCCUCCUCUUAAACAACUCUCCAACUCCUACAAAAUUAUCUCCCGUCUUAAAUAGUGGUAUACAAGUUACUACUCCAAAACAUUUUUAUAAUUCUUGGUUAGAAGAUGAAACAACUCCAUCACCUUUAAUGAAACGUAUACGCUUAUCAAAUAAUGAUGAAAUAGUUUCAAAUUCAUUAUUGAAUGUAACUACUAUUACUACUGAUGUUAAAAAUAGUAGUAUAAUUAAUAGUAUUCCUUCUAAUUCUGUUUGUCAUACAGUAAAAUCUAUUCUAACUGAUUCAGUAGUUGAUUUUUUCACUACAAAUUCAUUCCAUAAUCACAAUACUAAUGAUGAUGAUGAUGAUGAUGAUGAUGAUGAUGAUGAUGAUGAUGAUGAUGAUUGUAAUCAUAAGAUACAGGAAAUCAAUGAGAGUUUGUUUAUUAAACCUACUAAUAGAGAGAAUUGUCAAGAAACAUUUGUUUCGAAUCAAUUAUUGACACCAGAUAAAAAUUUACCAAAUUCUAUGAUGGAAUCAGUCAACAUUACACCGAUUCCUUUUACUCCAUUACCUAAAUAUGAAGAAAUGAUGACUCCAGAAUUGAAACGUGCUUUAUCUAAAUAUGGUGUGAAACCUCUUCCACGUAAACGUGCUAUACUACUCUUAAAAGAAAUCUAUAAUCAACUUCAUCAAUAUGAAGAAGAUGAACAGAAUCAUUUAAUGUCUAACAAACGAAUUGAAUCAGUGAAGUACAAUAAUGCUAGACAAUUACAAGAAAACUGUAUAGAUAAAGAAAAGAAAUGUAAUAAUAGAUUAGAUAGAUCUAAAAAGAUGAUAUUAAAUGUUUCAAAUAAUGUAAAUAAUGUCUCAUUACUGCCCAUACGUUAUAAAGAUGAUACUGAUAAUAGUAAUAAUAAUAAUAAUAAUAAUGGUGAUAGUGAUAGUAUUGUUCAACAAGAAUUAUUAUUAUCCACUUCAACUCAUUCAAAUGAAUUACAAAACUUAUUGAAUUCUGAAAUGAUUUCAUCGGAUGAACUCUUUCAUUCAAAGAAUCAAGAUUUGAAAAAACUAAGUCAAAAACAAGUCAAUAAAAUCAAGGGUAAUAUAAAUCAAAUUGUAUUACAUUAUUUAAAGAAUAAUCCCAAUCUAUACAUGAAUAUUUUAACUUAUACGCCAUUAGAAUUCGAUGUUGUACAUAAUAUGCUUAAAUCUGAUGGUAUCAUAAUUGGACAACAAAAACUGAUGGAUCUUUUCGAUGAUCAGUGUAUUACAUUCACAUUACGUAAUCGUAUCAAAAACCACAAUAAAUACAAUGGUUCAGUGUCUAAGAAAUGA